CCAAGCAUAAAAGGCGCCAUUUGCCCCGCGAGACAUUUAAAACUUCAAAAAAUUUUCUGUCUGUGCCCUAAAAUCCUCAUUUUCUGCAACAAAAGCAAAACUACUCUUCACUCUUCACACUUCCCUCUGUUUUACCGUGAAACCAUAUCCGAACUCCUCAGCCGCGCCAUGAUUCCUCACCCCUACGUCAUGGAUUCUCAGAACAAAGCUCAAGAACUCGCCUCAAUGAUUCUUGACGCUUCGUCUCCAGCUAAUAUAUCUGCUUCUUGCACUGCAAUCGAAACUUUCCUUCAAAAGUACAACGCCGACCAGAGCCGAUCGUUCUUUUCGAUUGCAUUUCCUGCGCUUAUUUGCAAGAUUUUCGGGUUCGAUGAAUCGUCGUCACAGAAAUCGCCCUCGUCGUCUAAUGGAUGGAUUGAUCAGGUUCAGGCGUCGAACAAUUCUGAACUUGCAGGUAGGAUUUUUAAUCUCCUUUCCCCGCAUGGUGUUUUGAUUUCAUCGAUUUCUGCUGUUGAUCGGCAUUCCUUGGUGAAGUAUGUCUUUCCGUUCGAGAGAUUGCCGGAAUGGGCCAAGUUUAUGCUUCAGAACGGGAGGGAUUGCGGUGUUUUAUCUGAUUUAUGUCCGUUGUUUAAAGGGAGGAUUAAGGAGGGUCCAGUAAAGGGUAUUUACCAAGUUCAGUUGAACGUGUUCGAGUACUACAUGUUCUGGUUCGCUUACUAUCCUGUGUGCAAAGGGAACAGUGAGAAUUCCAAUGCAGUGGUGGUUACGAAAAGCCGGCGGUUUAGGAUAGAGAAUUGGACGUCUUCUCUUCCAGUUUUGGGUGGUGCCAACCGUGGUUUAGGGCAAAAAAGCGAAUGUGGCUUGUACAUACGACUUCUUUAUGCUUACCUGCGAGUGUUUGUGCCGAAUUAUGGGUCCAAUUCCAAUCAGCCGUACCGUAGUUCUCUCCUUAAUUAUUCAUCGGGAUAUGACGGCUCGAUUGCUUCGCAAGCGGAGUUCCUGGUUUAUACUUUAAUAAACUUUUGGUUGGUUGAUAAUGAUUUUUCACCACUUCCUGUAAGUGUAUGCCAAUCUUUCGGUUUAUCUUUUCCUUUUCGAGCAGUUCUGGGUGAGACUCCCCCAGCAUCUGGUCUGGGAGAAGUUGUUAAGUUUUUUCUAAAGUAUCUCAUGAAAAGCUUGGUAGCCCCGGGGGAAGGUUCUGAUUCAGUUGAAUAUAGCGGAAGUCCUCAUUGGAGGAAUUCAGGUUCUUUUGAUGCUGUUAAUUCUAGGGUUGCGGUAUCAUCUUUAUCUUCAGGCAGUUCUGUUGGUUCCUGGAACUCUUUGAUCCAAAGGCCGCUGUACAGGUUUAUAUUAAGGACAUUUUUGUUUUUCCCUAUAGAGUCUUCAGUUAAGAAUGUAUCUCAAGUAUAUGACCUCUGGAUCAGUUACUUGGAACCUUGGAAGCUUAGUAUGGAGGAUUUUGUGGAGCUUGAUGCAUUAGUAGAUCAACCUAUUGAAACAUCAAAAAAUGGGAAUGCUGAGUCUCCAGUUCAGAGAGAUGCGAUCAAGGAUACUUGUCAAUCAGCAGCUGGAUAUUCAUUACCUUGGAAAAGCUAUGUGGUAUCCAAUUACCUGUUCUACAGUUCAUUGGUAAUGCAUUUUCUUGGAUUUGCUCACAAGUUUCUUCACACUGACGUGGAAACAAUAACCCAGAUGGUGCUGAAGGUACUGACCAUUCUAACAUCAUCAAGAGAGCUGUUGGACUUAGUAAAGAAAGUAGACGCUGCAUUUCAUUCUAAACCAUCUGGGUCUCCUUCACUGAUACUUGAUGGCUUAUAUAAAUAUGUUCCUUCCAUUAGAGAACAGUUGCAGGACUGGGAAGAUGGCUUGUGUGAGAGUGACGCUGAUGGAUCCUUUUUACAUGAGAACUGGAACAAGGAUUUACGUCUCUUUAAUGGUGGUGAAGAUGGUGGUCAUCAACUCCUCCAGUUGUUGAUAUUACGAGCGGAGUCUGAGAUCCAAGGUACUUGUGGUGAUAAUGUGGCAAACAACCUUCAGACCGUGGGUUCUCUGAAAGCUCAGAUGUGUUGUCUAUUUGGUGGGUCUGUUGGGGAUUCCAGGUCAUUUACACCAGAUAUUAGGCAGGGGCAGCACCAGAGGGAUGAAAUAUUCAAGCCUAGGAGGAUUGGGAACCAGCCAUUGCCCGCAGUUAAAUACAAAGGGGACUGGAUGAAGCGGCCCAUAUCUGAUGGAGAGGUUGCAUGGUUAGCAAGGCUGCUGGUCCGAUUGUCAGAUUGGCUGAAUGAAAGUCUUGAGCUAAACCAUGAAGAGAGCAGCCAUGAAGAAGUUCCAUCUUUGUCUUAUGUGGAGGUGUCCAAUGAUGAACCGGUUAAGGUUGGUGGAGGCAAGGAUGCUCUGAGGAUGGUUUUGUCUUGUGUUGCCGCUUGGCUUGUUAUGGUGGGUUCAGCUGUACUGAGGUUCAUGAAAAUACAUGGGCUGAGGGUGAAUCUGAGGAUGUUGGCAUCGAAGAAGGUCGUGAUGGUUUUCCUUGUAUCAUUUGUGUUUGGUGUUUUGAAGAAGGCUUUUGCCUGCAUUCACAACCCUGGGGUUGUCUGGCAUCUUUGACAUAAUGACAUGCUUGAAAGGAAGGAUACAGCAUGAUUUGGUCCCUUGCCGUUGCUGAUAAGGUCUUGGUUAUAAGUUAAUCUCUCUGAGAGUAGUAGCCUAGGCCUAGCCUCCUUUAGCAAUGUAUAUGCGUGUGUAAUUGUAAAGAAGGGAAAGAAAAGAAGAGGUACAAGUUUUACAUUUCGCGAGCAUUUUCCUUCAUUUUUGUUGGAAAGAAAUUCUCCGUUUGAUGCCUCGGUA
Nelumbo nucifera (sacred lotus) is the source of this 2844-nucleotide messenger RNA. RefSeq names its product sphingomyelin phosphodiesterase. Gene Ontology annotation, molecular function: sphingomyelin phosphodiesterase D activity. The record is from RefSeq and is a predicted model, not a curated record. Lineage: Eukaryota; Viridiplantae; Streptophyta; Magnoliopsida; Proteales; Nelumbonaceae.